AUGUUUGACACAUACAGCGCUGAGCAAUCCGAAAUUGUCACCACAAAUAGAUCAGCUGAUGCCACUAUCGAUACUUACAGGGACGCCAUGAAGAAGAGUUAUGAUGAUAAGUUUGCUGUUCUGAGGAGCAUGGGUGAGGAAUGCAUCUAUGAGGAUGAGCUCCGCCUCCUGCUGAAAAAGAAGGCUGCUCCUGUUUGCUAUGUUUGGUUUGAGCCAUCCCCUAUGAUGGACAUAGAGCAGGGGAUUAUGAAGACAGUUUAUGUAAACAAGAUGCUCAAAGCUGGCUGCACAGUUAAAAUAUUGAUGGCAGAUUGGUUUCUGCAAAGACACCAUAUGAUUGGCACCGACCUAAAGAAAAUACGGACCAUUGGUUGCUACAAUAUUGAGAUGUGGAAAGCAGCUGGUAUGGACCUUGACAGAGUAGAACUUGUAUGGUUGUCAGACGAGUUGAAUCAUCAUGCUGUUGAUUACUGGCCACUUGCGGUGGAAAUUUCCAGAAAAUACACCAUGAAAAGUAUGGCAAGGUUUUGUUGGAACAAGGCACCAUAUGGGCCACAAAGACUGCCUGCUGCCGAGAUAUUUUAUCCUUGCAUGCAGGUUGCUGCUAUAUUAUGCCAUAAGGCGGACAUGUGGCUCUUCAGCAUGGAUCAUCGUGACAUUACCAUGCUAGCUAGAGAUUACUGUGAAGAUAUAAAUAGGGAAACCAAACCAGCAAUUAUGCUGCACAAUAUGCUACCUAUUUUACUAGAAGACCCUGAAUUCCAGGACUUGAGAGAUCCAGAUCGGACUAUCUUCAUGCACGAUAACGAGGAGGAUUUAAAUAGGAAAAUACUUUGGUCUUUCUGCCCUCCAAAAAUAGCAACAUGUAACCCUUGUUUGGAGUACAUCAAAUAUGUUAUAUUCCCUUGGUUUGGAAAGUUGGCGAUAGUUCAUAAGGAAGGGAAUGGUUAUAACAGGACAUAUACAAACAUGGAACAACUUCUCCUUGAUUAUGAAAGUGGUGAUAUUGAUUCAACUGAUGUUAAACUGGCUUUUGAAAAGGCAAUGAAUAAAAUAUUAGAGCCUGUUCGCAGCCACUUCCGUGGCAACACCGAAGCCCAAGAUCUAUUUAUUGGCCGGAAGUUGCAGAAGCAAAUCACUGCAGAUACCUGGAAGAUUAUAUUGCAGAACGAAGAGGUUACAGCUCCUUCAGUACGUUGCAUCAUUCCUGUUCAAUGGAAUGCCCAAGGUGAGAAAUUUAGUACUUCCUCCGUCCCUAGCUUGCAAAAUGAUGUUAUAUUAUGGGACGGAGGGAGUAGUACACAAGAUCGGUCUACCUGA
Messenger RNA from Triticum turgidum subsp. durum (durum wheat), 1320 nucleotides. The record is from the annotation of a GenBank genome assembly. NCBI's taxonomy places the organism in Eukaryota, Viridiplantae, Streptophyta, Magnoliopsida, Poales, Poaceae.